This is a messenger RNA of Beta vulgaris subsp. vulgaris (sugar beet), 1514 nucleotides long. Its product is annotated as formate dehydrogenase 1, mitochondrial. Gene Ontology annotation, cellular component: chloroplast; mitochondrion. The record is from RefSeq and is a predicted model, not a curated record. Lineage: Eukaryota; Viridiplantae; Streptophyta; Magnoliopsida; Caryophyllales; Amaranthaceae. Gene Ontology annotation, molecular function: NAD binding; oxidoreductase activity, acting on the CH-OH group of donors, NAD or NADP as acceptor; formate dehydrogenase (NAD+) activity. The transcript has 6 exons. Bases 88 to 1254 code for a protein of 388 amino acids.
AUCUGACUUGUUAAAUUUGACUCUUUGAAACCCAAAUCAUCUACACAUUCACUCUUCCGACAAACUGAGAGAGAAGGAGAGGGUAAGAUGGCGAUGAGGCGUGCUAUUGCUUGUGCUCUUAAGAAAUCUGUGACGGCUACUUCCACAAAUCUAACUUCAUUUUCUUCCCCUUUCUCCAGGAAUCUUCAUAGUUCUUCAGAUAGCAAGAAAAUUGUGGGUGUUUUUUACAAAGCAAAUGAAUAUGCAUCAAUGAAUCCCAACUUUGUGGGUUCUGUAGAAGGUUCCCUUGGGAUACGAGAUUGGCUAGAGUCACAGGGUCACCAUUAUAUUGUUACAGAUGACAAAGAUGGCCCAGAUUCUGAACUUGAGAAGCAUAUUUCAGAUCUCCAUGUCCUUAUAACGACGCCUUUUCAUCCUGCUUAUGUCACUGCUGAAAGGAUCAAAAGAGCAAAGAACUUGGAACUUUUGCUCACUGCUGGAAUUGGUUCGGACCACAUUGAUCUGAAGGCUGCAGCAGCGGCUGGUCUAACUGUUGCAGAGGUAACUGGAAGCAAUGUUGUCUCCGUUGCAGAAGAUGAGUUGAUGAGGAUUCUCAUUCUCGUCAGAAACUUUGUGCCUGGAUACCAGCAAGCUAUUAAUGGGGAGUGGAAUGUUGCUGGUAUUGCUUACCGAGCUUAUGACCUUGAGGGCAAGACCAUUGGCACUGUUGGUGCAGGAAGAAUUGGCAAGCUUUUGCUUCAGAGGUUGAAGCCUUUUAACUGUAAUCUUCUCUAUCAUGAUCGUAUCCAGAUGGACCCAGAAUUAGAAAAUCAGACAGGAGCCAAGUAUGAGGAGGAUCUUGUGAAGAUGCUUGGCAAAUGUGAUGUAGUUGUCAUCAACACUCCUCUUACUGAGAAAACCAAAGGAAUGUUCAACAAAGAGCUGAUUGCAAAGAUGAAAAAGGGAGUGCUAAUUGUAAACAAUGCUCGAGGAGCAAUUAUGGAUACCCAAGCUGUUGUUGAUGCUUGCUCAAGUGGUCACAUCGGAGGAUACAGUGGAGAUGUUUGGUAUCCGCAACCUGCUCCAAAGGAUCAUCCUUGGCGACAUAUGCCAAACCAUGCCAUGACUCCACAUAUUUCUGGAACAACUAUUGAUGCGCAGUUGCGUUAUGCUGCUGGUGUUAAGGAUAUGCUUGACAAUUACUUCAAAGGAGAAGACUUUCCUCCUCAAAACUACAUUGUUAAGGAAGGUGAAUUGGCACCCCAAUAUCGCUAAUUAUAAUGUUCGUAGACACCGCUGGUCCCAUCGAAAUAACCAGACAUCUAAUGAUAAGAAUCCAUAUCAUAAUGAAUGCACCUAAGUGUUAGUUUGUCAUGUUGGAAUGAGUUAUAGGCCUGACUUCUAAAAGUCCAGCUCUUUGUUGGUUAGUAGAUCAAAAGUCAGCUUCUUAUUAAUGCUUGAAGCUAUAUGUCAAACUAUGUGGAAUAAUUAUUUGCAUUGCUGUCUAUGACUACGAGUAAAAGUUUAUGAUUGGA